AUGUCAACAUUUGAACACGUCAUCUCAUGGAUUAACAACAAAACGAAUUACGUAUCAACGAAGAGGUACCCCCACAACUACACGCAUAUCAAUGAGGGACUACAUGAAUUUAACCAGUUGAAAUCUGACGUACAACAAUGGCAACACAACGUUGAUAAUGUCGUUGCCAAGUCUAACGAUUCAAAUCAGAGGAGAACAUUACUGUCAGCGUAUGAGAAACUUAAGACUCUGAUCAAGAAGAAACUGCAUUGCCUGGAGACGAUGAUGAGAGUCUCGCAAUUGGAGGAAAAUAUAAACCAACUUUCGUGUAACUUCGAUCGGCGAGCAACUGAGUUGAGUGAACUUGUUGAAAAUUGCGACGACAACAUCAGCAACAACAACGACAAUAAUAAUAACAACAAAAAUAACAACAACAACCAACAAUUCAGCAGCAGCAGCAGCAGCAACUACAACAUCGCCGGCUUCAUCUCAACAUCCGCUCAGGAUUGCAUAUUCGGUCUGCGUGACAAUUGGGAGUGGUUAGCCGAGGCGGUCAGAUGCUCGUCCAUCCAUCUGAAACACGCAGCCGACUAUCACAAGUUCUUCCACGAGGUCGAAGAAACUUUUACCUGGCUAGAUGGGGAUUUGAAAAAAUUUCAAGGUCACUUCGAGGUUAACCAUCCAUCGCGGGAGGACCAGGGGCGCGCUGGCGACCCUCAGGACAUUAUAAAAGAUAUUGACGCCGUAAAUGUGGCAUUGAGACAGUGGGGGUCAAAGGUUACGAGAAUAUGGAACGAUGGGAACAAGUUGAACCCCGUACCCCAGAGGGUGAAUCUUCUUUUUACCCCCUUACCUGCUACUGUACUUACAGAUUAUGAAACGAACGAGAUAAAAGUGGAAAGAGAAGAAGAGAUAUUGUUACUGGAUAACAGCCAAUCAGAUCGCUGGAAAAUAAAAAAUGGGCGUGGCCAAGAAGGGUACGUGCCUUCAUUGGUCAUCGUGAUUCCGGGACCUGAUAAAAAGUGCCAAGAUGCAGCUGACAAAUUACGACUGCACCUUCUUGCAACAUGGACCAACCUUCUGAAGAGAGUUGGGGUCCGACUUAUAUGCUACACCAUCACAGCUUUCCAGCCAGAUUACAAUGAUGAGGAGAUAACGGCCCUGAAGCAGAUGAACGACAUAACUAAAAGUGAACUUUUGUCCGUACUGACCAGGGUGGAGGAGGCCCUCAGAAAACAUUGGGCCGACCAUGAGGGAUUCGUCAGCAUUCAGGAGAGGGUGUCAGCUCUGAGGAUGAUUCUAGAAGAAAUGGGAGAUGAUGAAACUUCAGAAAAUUACAAAGAUAUAUGUAGGACGAUGAUCGUUAAGAUCAAGACACUCGGUCAGAUUAUAAACAUCUAUCAGGAUUUGAACCGCAACUGGGAAAAGUUCAAAGUUCAAAUAGAGGCCUCACAGGCUCCUGACCUCAUGAUGAUUGUGGAUAAGUGGGAACAGCUACAGUUUGUCAGCAGGGAAUAUUUUUCGAAGUUCUGGAAAAUGAACCUACCCCUGAAUGAACACGAACGCCGGCUGAUGAACGCACGAACAUUCACAAUGGACGGCAUUCAAUUUGAAGACGCCAUCGAGAUGUCCACCGCAGCUGCAACUUCAUCAUCGGCAUCUUCAUCGUCAUCCUCACCGGCGCCAAACAUACGACCACAAUCGGCCACAAUCACGAUCGUCCCAAAGACGGCAGUCCACUCGGCGAAAAUCAAACUGGCUUCACUGGACGAUCAGAUCCAAUUUAACGUCGGUCUCCCACAAGAAAACCACGUGACUUGCGCUAGAAUCAUGGCGAAAGCUACCUUCCCGACUGUGAGAUUUACCGUUGAUCUCAAUCAAAACCAGCAGACGAUUGGAGACGUUGAAACCAGGGAGUGUGGCUUCAGUGAGACGAAAGUUGUUGAGAGUAGAGUAAUUAAAUGUCCGGAAGAUGGCAGAGGGGGUGCUGGGGGCCAGGAUGCUGUCGAUCACCUUUUCAAGAAGUUGGAAGCUGGAGGGUUCGAUGAGACCUGCUACGCACUCUCGAGUCAUAGCUACUUCAAGGGCGACAACAACAACGCGACAGACUCUGCAGCCACAUCAGCCACAGCAGCAACUGACAUCAAAAUAGCCAAUGAGAAACAUGACAACAUCAGAAUCAACCAAUCCACCCAAGAAUUCGGCUUCGAGGACACUCACGACUUAACUACAACCACCAAAUUUGAAAGAAGCGGUAGCGGUAGCAACAUUGACCACGUGGAAAAUAGAAUCACAAGUUCUGGUCGCCAGCUGACGCAAGCUGGACAAGUUAGAUCCAGUGAAAGUGGAGAAAAGUGGUCAACUGAUGAUGAUGCAUUCUCGCUCAGUAGAGCUUCAGGAAGUGAUUAUGAAGGUACGGCUUUCGGCAUUGCUACAGAAACGAAGACGGCCGAGACAGAGGAGUUGUCGUCUGCUGAAGUUGAGGAGAGCAAGACGUUCGUGAUUGGAGGCGUCAUACAUCGAGGAGCCGACCAGACUGGAAAGGAUGACAAGGAAGUAUCCUUACAAGAUGCAAUCCUGCUUGGGAUUAUCAUCCCAGCCGAUGGGAUCUACGUAGACGGAAGGACUGGCAAGAGGAUCGCCAUUGCGACCGCCAUGUCAGACGGAUUCAUCCGUGUGGUACACUGCAGAACAAAACGGUCGAAAGAAAAAUUUUCAUCCAUUGGCAUCAUCACCAUUAAGACGGUUCGAGAGACGGUUCGACCGUACACCGUCCUCUGGGUGAAAAAUACGUUGACUGGAGAGAGUUUGGAACCUCGCGAGGCCAGCGCGAAAGGAAUACUCGAUGAAAAGUUGGGAUGCUUCAUUGAUGCUAGGAAUGGAGAUGUCCACAUGCUGGUGGAUGCCGCCGAAAAAGAUCUGGCCAAACUAGAAUACCCAGACGAGAGUAUCCCAGAGCCAGAAACCAUCAUCAAAACGUACGCAGUGAGGGCCGUGGUGGACAGGCGUCUGAAGAAGACCGUCACUUUUCACGAAGCCGUCAAGAGGGGGCUCAUCGACAGGGACUCAGGGGCCUUCAGGGAUACAGUAACAGGCGAGUACAUGUACGUCGGUGACGCCAUCAUGAGAGGUUUCUUGAAAGCCCGUCUCAUUGAAGAUGCCUCUGGUUUGAAUAUAGACCCUCAAAAUAAAAUGGUCAUUGACAAGACGAAAAAAAUUCGGGCUAAGUUGCUGAAUCCGCUAAAAGUCAUCAGCGCGUUUAAAAAUGCUGCUGCCGCUGCUGCCAAGCGAUCGAUGAGUAGUGUUAGUAGCGACGGAGCUUUGGAGAAGAAUGAAGAUGCUAACGCAUCCACAGAAACCACUCCUCUUCCUAAUGAUGUUCCUGUUACAAAUGAAGUACAUGCAGCUGGUGGUGAUGCUGCGCUGGGAAGAAGAGCAAAUUUAAGCAAUGGUGGAUGGAGUGUUGAUGAGGAUGAAGAUAAAGAGGGGGUUGGCACGGUUGAAAGUGGAGUUGAUAGUGUGGCGGGGGAUAGCGGAGUGGACGCUGGCGAGUCGAGAGAUGCUAGCAUCGGUUGAUGUCAUGAGAUGUCGUAAUGUGAUGUGAUGCAAUUCGUUAGUUCGAUGCGAUACGAUGUAAUGCAAUGUGGUGUAACUUUUUGUGACUUAACUGUGCGGAGAAACUGAUACUUUAAUGGUGGGGAAGAAGAUGAAGAUGAAGGAAGAAGAUGAAGGAAGAAGAUGAAUUAGUAACCUGCCAGAAGCUAGAAACAACAGUACGUUUAAAAAUAAUUCAAAUAUGACAAGGAUAUGAUGACGACGACGACGAUGACGAUGACUUAGAUGAUGACAAAAAAUAAUAUUUCUGCUUGGAAAGAAUUGAUAAGCCUUUUUUUCAUCAUGUUAUUCGUACAAAUUGAAUAAUUUAAGUUAUUUGAAUUAAAAAGUUUUUUGUCAACUAAAAGGUUAAAAGACCUUAACAUGCCUUCAAAAAAACAAAGAAAUACAUACAUUACAGAACAUACAUACACAAACGUAUACACACACGUAUCAAAUCUUAAAUAAUUAAUCAAUUUCUAAAAUAAUGUAGCCACUUAUAUUUUUUUAAAAAUAUUAUCUUAAUUUAAUUUUAAUUGUAUUUUUUCAAAAUUAAACUUUAUUAAAAUUAUCAAAAAUAGGAUCUGAAGUUAUUGAUUUUUUUUAGAGGGAAUUUUUAGUGUACCUAUGUAAUUUUUGUAUUAUCAGAGACGUAUUGACUUUUUUGUAUCAAAAAAUAACUUUUUAUGAAUUUUCAAAAUUACCUUUUGAGUUUUUCCCUCAUAUUUUGAUGUCAUUUUUAGUGUUUUAUAUUUUUUUACAAUUUAUAUUUCUAAAACUUGUUUUUAAAUGUUUUUUCUAUUUAAACUUUUAAAUAAAUAGAAGCCAAUUUUACUGAAAAAUUAAAAACAAUUUAUAGUUUAAUUUAACUUUAUACCAUUUAAAAUGUUUAAACGAGCAUUUAUGUACCUAAAAUGUCAGUCUGAAACGUUAAAAACAGAUCUUUGUUUGAUAAAUUGAUGAAAUUGAAUCGAAUUUAUUUAAUUAUUAUAAAUUUAUUUCGUUAGACUUUGACUAAGCAUUUUUAUAGAAAACUGCUUAAUCAUCUCAAUUUUUAUCUAUAAAAGUUCAUUUGGCAUGUUUGAUAAUUUAUGAAAUUAUGAAUCCAAAUCGUAAAAGUAUAAUCAUCUUUUUUGGUAAAUUAAAAUAUUAAACAUCUUUACAAAAAU
This is a messenger RNA of Helobdella robusta, 4742 nucleotides long. RefSeq lists its product as hypothetical. The coding region runs from base 1 to 3555 and encodes 1184 amino acids. The transcript is spliced from 20 exons. NCBI's taxonomy places the organism in Eukaryota, Metazoa, Annelida, Clitellata, Rhynchobdellida, Glossiphoniidae. The record is from RefSeq and is a predicted model, not a curated record. Gene Ontology annotation, biological process: intermediate filament cytoskeleton organization; wound healing. Gene Ontology annotation, molecular function: structural molecule activity; protein binding. Gene Ontology annotation, cellular component: cytoskeleton; cytoplasm; intermediate filament.